CUUUCAGACACGAGCUGCUUCUCAGAGGGAGGAGGCUUGUUUGCAGACGCUCCCGGGGCCCGGGCUUCCAAUCUGAGAUUAAGGAUGGCCCAAUCUCGAUUGACCAAAACUGAGAGAAAGGCGCUGCUGGAUAUUUUGGGAUGCCAACAUCUAAGCCUUCUCUAUAAAGCAAGUUUGCACACCUACGAUGUCAAUGCAUUUCAUUACAAAUGCAACAAUCAGGGCCCAACUGUAGUUGUGGGAUACAAUGCAAGUGGCUAUAUCUUUGGAGGCUUUACUGAACAGAGUUAUGCUUCAUCUGGGAGAUACCUAUUUGAUAACAAUGCUUUCCUCUUUAGAUUGAAAGGGAAAGAGCAGGAGCCCAGCAUACUAAAAUUCCCAGUCAAGAAUGCUGUUGAGGCUGUCCUUGAUAAUAGUGGAUAUGGUCCUGCUUUUGGAACUAACACACUUGUAUUCCUGUCACAAAGCAAGAAUAGUGUUGCCACAAAUACUAACACUAACAGUUACACAUUCAAUGCAGAAGACCUACAUGGAAAUGACCUAGUCCUUUUGGAAUGUGAAGUAUAUCGAGCUGAAGGGCUGAGUAGCAUUUUGGAAAAACCAUGGCGGGAGAUGACAUGGACAGCUGAGAAAAGGGAAGCGCUGAUGAAAGAAAUAAGAACUUACAAACCUUGCUUGGAUGCUGUGCCCCAGUGUCGGGUUCUGCUCAUUGGGCCAGUUGGAGCAGGGAAAUCCAGUUUCUUCAACUCUGUUAAUUCAACUUUCCGAGGCUACGUGUCAAGUCAAGCUUCAGCAGGAUCAGAUUCCACAAGUCUGACAAAGCAGUAUAGGACUUACCAACUGAAAAGCGGAAGCGGUAGAACCCCACUCCCAAUCAUUUUCUGUGAUACCAUGGGACUUGAAGCUCAACACAGCACUGGUCUGGACAUUGAGGAUGUGCGCAGCAUAUUGGAGGGCCGUAUUCCUGAUCGGUACUUGUUCAAUCCAUCCUGUGUUAUGAGCCCCAAUAUGCCAAACUAUAUCAAGUGCCCCUCUCUAAAAGACCGGAUUCAUUGUGUUGCAUUCAUUAUUGAUGGGUCCAAGGUUGAGAUCCUUCCUGAGAAACUGGAAGAAAAACUGAAAGACAUCCGUCGAAAAGCGAACAGUUUUGGUGUUCCACAGCUUGUUAUUCUAACUAAAGUGGAUCAGAUUUGUCCUAUUGUUGAGGAAGAUACAUCAUAUGUAUACAAAAGCACAGCUGUUCAGAAGCAGAUGCGGCUAAUGGAAGCAAAACUUGGCAUCCCCCUGUCUCAUAUCGUUCCUGUUAAAAAUUAUUCCUCGGAGCUGGAACUGAGGAAUGAUGUUGAUAUUCUGAUACUCAUGGCAGUGAGGCAGAUGCUUCGUUUAGCUGAAGCCUACUUUGACGACUGUGAUUACGAACCUUCGGUCAGUCGUUCCACGAAGGAUUGUUACGCUGAGCCUUGAAUAUAUUUACUGAAGCCCAUUAGAAUUCUAGUUUAUGCUUUAGAUUUUUAAUAAAAGCGACCCUGUUUAUUCUCCAUUUAGGGAGAUGCUGUUCCAGAUUUGAAACAUGCUUACAUACCAAUAUCAGUAUCUUGCUGUUGCUGCUGUAUGUAUGUGGCUAAUGGACAGGUUAACUGUAGAGCUGCAAGGCUUUUAUGUUCUUUUGGCCUACAACAUCCUUUCCAACCCUAAAAUUCUGUUUCUAAGACAAUAAUAUUAUAUACUGGUAGGUAGCUUGCACGAAGUCCAUUACACUGCAAUUCCAGGCUAGAAACCAGAUUGGUGUGUGCACUUGAGAUUCAUCUGAAGGGAAAGAGAAAU
Molecule: messenger RNA, 1824 nt
Organism: Lacerta agilis (Sand lizard)
Lineage: Eukaryota; Metazoa; Chordata; Lepidosauria; Squamata; Lacertidae
Gene: IFI44L
Product: interferon induced protein 44 like
Exons: 8
Coding region: 85-1464 (459 amino acids)
Source: RefSeq, a predicted model, not a curated record